GUGGAGAGACGGAGAGCGAACGGUCUUGCGCUGCCCGCCCGCUGGAGCCUCGGUCUAGGCACGGACCCGCAGCAGGAGCGGCCGUCUCUUCCUUCUCCUUCCUCCCGUGAGAUUUUUUUGAUCUUCAGCUACAUUUCAGCUUUGUGAGAAACCUUAUCAACAAAGAAGAUGGCUAGCAACGUUACCAACAAGACAGAUCCCCGAUCCAUGAAUUCCCGUGUAUUCAUUGGGAAUCUCAAUACUCUGGUGGUCAAGAAGUCUGAUGUGGAGGCAAUCUUUUCAAAGUAUGGCAAAAUUGUGGGUUGCUCUGUGCAUAAGGGCUUUGCCUUUGUCCAAUAUGUUAAUGAAAGGAAUGCCCGGGCAGCUGUAGCUGGAGAGGAUGGCAGAAUGAUUGCUGGCCAGGUUUUAGAUAUUUAUCUGGCUGCAGAGCCAAAAGUGAACCGAGGGAAAGCAGGUUUUAAACGAUCUGCAGCGGAGAUGUACGGUUCCUCAUUUGAUUCUGACUAUGACUUUCAACGGGAUUAUUAUAACAGGAUGUACAGUUACCCAGCACGUGUUCCUCCUCCUCCUCCUAUUGCUCGAGCGGUGGUGCCUUCUAGACGCCAACGUGUUUCUGGAAACACCUCUCGGAGGGGCAGAAGUGGAUUCAAUUCGAAGAGUGGACAACGGGGUUCUUCUUCCAAAUCCGGAAAAUUGAAAGGUGAUGACCUUCAGGCCAUUAAGAAGGAGCUGACUCAGAUAAAACAAAAAGUGGAUUCUCUGCUGGAAAGCCUGGAAAAAAUUGGAAAAGAACAAAGCAAACAAGCAGUAGAGAUGAAGAAUGAGAAGUCGGAGGAGGAGCAGAGCAGCGCCUCUGUGAAGAAAGACGAGACGAACGUCAAGAUGGAGUCUGAGGCUGGCGCAGAUGACUCUGCCGUGGAGGGAGACCUGCUAGAUGACGAUGACAAUGAGGAUCGAGGGGAUGAUCAGCUGGAGCUGAUCAAGGACGAUGAAAAAGAAGCUGAGGAAGGAGAGGAUGACAGAGACAGCGCCAAUGGGGAGGAUGACUCCUAAGCACAUAGCGGAGUUUAGAGAUCUUAUCCUGUUAUUCAUUCACCUAGGCGCUUGUGAGAGAUGGAAGUAACGCCAGAUCCUCUCCCCUGGUGUCUUCAGCACAGUCUCACUGUUCGCGCUCUCCCUCUCCUGUGUUCAUUGAUUCAUAAUUGCCUUGCGCCUAGUUCCGUUCUCACUUCCUUUGAUGCUCCUUAGUAGUUUUGUUAAGUCUUACCCUGUAAGUUUUGCUUUUAAUUUUGAUACCUCUUUGACUUACCAAUAAAAAGAUGUAUGGUUUUUAUCAACUGUCUCCAAAAUAAUCUCUUGUUAUGCAGGGAGUACAGUUCUUCCCGUUCAUAUAAUUUCAGUAGUUGCUUCCCUAACUGCAGAGACAUCUCAUUUACUUGUGAUCCCUGAGAGCAGCUUUGCAUUAGAGGUGUGUGUGUUUUCCCUCACUUGAGUGGGGCUGUUCAACACGAAUGUAACCAUGUAUUUUUGUGAAUAAGAGUUGGCAUGUCGAAUGCAUCUUACAGGAAAAUAGUGUAAUAGUCUUAAUAUUUGUUUUCUAAAAUUAAUACCAUGGGUUAUUUUUGUGAACAGCCUGAUGUUUGGGAUCUUUUUCUCAAAAUAAACAAUUCCUUAUUAAACCAGGAAAAAAAAA
This is a messenger RNA of Alexandromys fortis (reed vole), 1693 nucleotides long. RefSeq names its product heterogeneous nuclear ribonucleoproteins C1/C2-like. NCBI's taxonomy places the organism in Eukaryota, Metazoa, Chordata, Mammalia, Rodentia, Cricetidae. The record is from RefSeq and is a predicted model, not a curated record. Gene Ontology annotation, cellular component: nucleus. Gene Ontology annotation, molecular function: RNA binding.